This is a messenger RNA of Cladocopium goreaui, 3066 nucleotides long. NCBI's taxonomy places the organism in Eukaryota, Dinophyceae, Suessiales, Symbiodiniaceae. The record is from the annotation of a GenBank genome assembly.
AUGGGCUCUUUCGUAUUCAAUGGAAAUAUGCCAUGGGAAUUGACUCCAGCCUUGCGUUUUGUAUUUUCAGAUGAAAGUGAAAUCGGACCAGCAUUGCCGUCCAUUCCUCGCAAUUUGCCUCCUGUCCCAGCAUUGAAGAGUGAGUUGGAGAUAAGUGUUGAGCACAAAAAGGCUAGCAUACAGCGUCGAUGUUAUUCAGUGGCAGAAAACUUGUCAGAUGAAGACAGGGCAAAUGUGCUUCUGCGUUGGGUGGAUUUGAUCCUUAUGUGUCCCACCGGAACGCGAGUGGGAAGGCAGAUUUUGGAAGAUUUUGACAGAUGCCAAGGAAGUGACAAAUCAGAUGAAGCGUCCAAAAGCUUUCAAAUAGUGGCCGACUCGUUGCGGGCCAAAUCUACAAGCACAUUGAAACUCCGAGCAAAUUCCUUUGUCUUGUACGUCAAAUGGUAUCGAGACACACAUGGUGAUGAGCCUUUCCUGCCCUUGGUGGAGGGGCGCGUUUAUGAUUAUGUUUGUUUUCUCCGAUCCAAAGCAUGUUCAGCGUCGAGGGCCUCUACAUUUGUGAGUACCCUCAACUUUGUGGAAGCUGUGCUUGGUGUUGAAGGCGUGACAGAGUGUGUGAACUCAUCCCGCAUCAAGGGAGCCGCUUUGGAAAUGUUCUUAUCCAAAAGGACAAUGAAACAGGCGCCGCCACUGACGCCUGAAAUGAUUGCAACGAUUGAGGUGGCUUGCUUUUGUGAGCCGGACACUUUCUUGCGGGCACUGGCUGGGUUUUGCCUAUGUUGCAUCUUUGGCAGAUUGCGCGUCUCGGACUUAGCACGAUUGGUGAACCUGUCCAGCAAUGGAGAAUACGCGGAAGGAUCGCUGAUGCGAACCAAGACAGCAAGAUCAAAAGAAAAGCAGUGCACUUUUCUGCCAGUUAUUUUUCCCUGCGUGGGGUUCAUUGGCUUGAAUUGGUUCCAAGCGUUUUGUGCAAGUCGGAGAUUUUUGGAAUUACCAGAGUUUCCAACUCUGGAAUCGGAUGCGUCUGACAAGAGCUUUGUGGUUUUGCCAAGUCGUGCUACUUGCCACUUGGAGCUUGGGAAGAAGAUAGGGUCCACUGAAGUCAGCGAGGGCUUGCGAAGAAUUUUGGGAUUUUUUUUCUCUGAGGAAAUGGUAGGAAUGUUUACUAGCCAUUCAAUGAAAACAACUCUCUUGACCUAUGUCAAUAUCUACGGAUGUGAUUACACCGUAGCGGAGCUUCUGGGGUACCAUGUCACGUCACACUUGAGUGCCUUGAACUAUCAACGGGAUGCUUUGGCCCAGCCUAUUCGGAUUUUAGCCACGGUUCUCAAGGAGAUUCAGGUGGGGCGUUUUGACCCCACGGCAAGCCGUGGGCAAGCCUUUCCUUCGGCUACAUACACGCCGCCUGUGGUUGAAAAGCUUCAGAAAGUUCUAAACAAGACAGUGAAUGAAAUGGCUGAAAUUUUCAUGGGGUUCGAUCCCUCCUCUGACAUGGACAUGUUUGGAAAUUUUGAAAUGAGAUCUAUGUGGGAACUUAUUUGCAAAGAGCCUGUGAUUGUAGGAACAAGCAACGAACCCAUGCUGUUUGGCGCAAUUGGGACCGAACUUAGGGAAGUCCAAGACAGCAGCGACGAAGACUCUGACUAUUCAGAUUCUGAUUCUUCUUCGGCUGAGAGUGCCAUGGCAGAGGCAUCGGUCAGCAUGAGACAAGGCACGUUGGUGAAAAACAUGUCAGACAGAGCCUUGCCGCACGUCAUGAUCAGACAUGCGCGCACUAGAAGGCUGCACCUAGGAAACAAAGACGAUGAGCUCAAAACUGCUUGCGGUCGCGGAAUCACUGAAGCAUAUGAGAAUUGCACGGGCUCAAGUCGCCGCGUCUUACAGAUGCUUGACAGUGAAGCAGAUUUUCAGGCGGACGAAGGUCCCUUGAAAAUGCUUGCCGCAGAAGUGACAGGAAUCGCCCCCUGCCCGCCAGUUCGGCUCGCCUUGGUUCGAAGGCUUGUCUUCGAAAGUUACACGUUAGCAGCAGCUGACUUGCGUAUGAAAAUUUCCAGGACUAGCGAUGAUGCUCCCCGAAAACUGGCCACAGCUGAACGAGCGUCGAGAUACGCAGACCAAGUUGCCAGACUCCCAGGAAUUGAGAUGUCUGGAGAGCAAGAACCCAGUCAUAGCUUGAUCGAUGCAAUCUACCACAUGUCUGAAGAAGGUCAACUACGGUAUGUGAAAUGGGAUGAAUGCACCAAGCGUGACCAGGAGCUCAUGGGACUGAAGUCUGACCCGGUGUGGAAAGCAGACGCCUCGGGAAUUAUUCGCGAGACAAAGGUGAAAGAGGCGCUCACAGCCGAGUAUGACACGGACUUGAAGCUCCGUUUUGCGCUACAACGAAGAUCAUUAGCCUUUGACCAGGCGCGAUUGGUCGACUACCAAGACUUUGAAAGAUGGUCUCAAAUUUUGCUAGAGGCCUACACGGCCCCGGCCAUGGAAGGUUACCAAAAAGUGACGAUGGAGCAGUUGCACCGUGCAGAUUUGCAACUGUUCAAAGUUUUGAUUCGGGAAACAAGAAAUGGAAUCAAAGCAGUCGGUACCAGACAACCCAUGGCAGAGGCCUUGAAGGAGGCAAUCAAAGCACCAGAAGUGCGUCUUUUGCUUCAGCCCUUGCAAGGAGGUGUCAAGCGCAAACUGGACCAUUCCGAAGUUGACAAAUCUCCUGCGCUUACGGCCCCUUCAAGUUCCGGCAAGAAGGCCAACACGGAGACUGAGAAGCUCAGGCGGCAAGUUGAAAAUCUUCAAGGCCAACUUCGAAACAUGAACAAAGGGAAAGGCAAGACCGGCAGCUCUGGGUCUUUAGGUGGAAAGUCCGCUGGAAAGAGCAAAGCUCGAAUGAUUCGCAUGCCGCCAGGCCUCAUAGGAAUGUCGCCUACGAAUGAAGAAGGAGAGCCACAUUGCUUUGACUUCAACCUGAAGGGCUGCCCCCGGGCAGACCCAGGGGGUCGGUGCCCUAAAGGCUGGCACCGUUGCAUGGUUCCAGGCUGUGGAAAACCUCACAGUCAGAAGGAACACAAAUGA